ACCUUUUCUCUCCGGGUCGCGUUUCCGGGCGGAUGGCGCGCUGACGGACGUGUCGGGCCGGGGUUCCUGGGACUUGAGCGGGACGGGCGUGAGCGACCAUGGCCUGGCAGAGCAUCCCGGUAGCCCGGCUGGAGGGCGUUUCGCAGGAACAGUUCACGCAGCAGCUCUACCCGCAGAGAAAACCUCUAGUGUUGGAAGGAAUCGAUUUGGGGGCAUGUACAAGCAAAUGGACAGUGGAUUACCUGAGCCAAGUUGGAGGGAAAAAAGAAGUAAAGAUUCAUGUUGCUGCAGUUGCCCAGAUGGACUUCAUUAGUAAGAACUUUGUAUAUAGAACCUUACCUUUUGAUAAGUUGGUUCAAAGGGCAGCUGAAGAAAAGCAUGAAGAAUUCUUUAUUUCAGAGGAUGAGAAGUACUACUUACGGUCACUUGGGGAAGACCCUAGAAAGGAUGUUGCAGAUAUCAGAAAGCAGUUUCCUUUACUGGAAGGAGAUAUUAAGUUUCCAAAAUAUUUCAAAGAAGAGCAGUUCUUUUCCAGUGUUUUUCGAAUUAGCUCACCAGGAUUACAACUUUGGACCCACUAUGAUGUAAUGGAUAACUUCUUGAUACAAGUGACAGGAAAAAAACGUGUUGUACUAUUCAGUCCUCGAGAUGCCCAGUAUCUAUAUUUAUCAGGUACUAAAUCAGAAGUACUGAAUAUAGAUAAUCCAGACUUAGCUAAAUAUCCACUGUUUUGCAAGGCUAGAAGGUAUGAAUGUUCCCUUAAAGCUGGAGAUGUAUUAUUCAUUCCUGCUUUAUGGUUCCAUAACGUAAUCUCUGAAGAGUUUGGAGUGGGAGUGAAUGUUUUUUGGAAGCACCUUCCAUCUGAAUGCUAUGAUAAAACGGAUACCUAUGGAAACAAAGACCCUACGGCAGCAUCAAGAGCUGCACAAAUUCUGGACAGAGCUUUAAAAACACUGUCUGAAUUACCAGAGGAAUACAGGGACUUCUAUGCACGGAGAAUGGUCUUACACAUUCAAGAUAAAGCCUAUAGUAAAAACUUUGAGUAAAUAAUGAAGUGAAUGCAAUGAAUAUAAACUUUGCAAUACAGUUCAACUCAAAUAUUAGAAAAGUAUAACAUAUAAAAUAUUUUUUAAAGAUUGAUUCUUUGUUAAAAUAGGAAAGAUAAAUCAAUCUCAGACUUAUAGAUUAAAUAUGAAUUUGUAUUUAUAUGGUUUCUACUUAAUACAGUAGGUUGAAAGAAUGUUGUACUAGGUGGGACCACUCUAGCUUUCAGAUACAAAUAAUUAAAAAUCCAACUUAAAAUGACUUAAUAAAAUAGAUUGGUUGGCUCAAUCGGUUAAGUGGCUCAGGUCAUGAUCUGUUUGUGGGAUUGAGCCCCAUAUCGGGCUCCAUGCUGACAGUGGUGAGCCUGCUUGGAAUGCUCUGUCCCUCUCUGUUCUUCUCCCCCGCUUGUGCUCUCUCUGUUCUUCUCCCCUGUUUGUGUGCUGUCUCCCUCUCAAACUUAAAAAAAAUAAAAUGACUUAAUAAAAUAUACUGAAUCAUUAUACAUGAAGUCAACUGAUAAACGGGCUUCAGUAUUUCUGAUCCAGUGAUUCAGUAGUGUCACCAAGAACCUAGGUUUGUUUCCCCCAUUUUCAAAUGCAGCAUUGGCAUCAUCCUAAGGCUGGCUACCCUCGUGGUCACGGGAUGAUUGCCAAUAGCAGUUGGAGCCAUGUGCUUCUUCAUUUACAUGCAGAGGAGAAGUCAGGCUGGAUUCCAAGGGCCUUCUCUUAAUAUGCAAAAGCUUUCCCAGGGUCUCAUUGAUCUAAAGUGGCUUAGACCUGUCUACUGCUGAGCCAGUCACUGGGAAACGGUAUGGAAUAACCCUUAGAACAACUGGGUCUCCUGGAGCUUAUUAGUAGAAUCCUCUUCCUCUGAGGUACAUGAGGUAUACAUGCGGACAGCAUGGAUAAUUUUUAAAAUUAGGAUUCAGGUUAGGAAAAGAAGAUGAGCAACCAAUGAUGUCUACUACAUUUUUCCUUUGAGCUUUUUAAAACAUACAGUUGUCUAGGCACCAACUUUGUAGACUUUAUUCGGUAUGUUUAGGGUUUGGUAUAGUAUCUGUAUCUGGUAGACCUCAUAGGUUGUUUUGAUGUAUAAUCAGGAUUGAGAACAACUGGAUUAAAUGAUAGUAAUUUGGA
This is a messenger RNA of Neofelis nebulosa (Clouded leopard), 2180 nucleotides long. It is a transcript of the gene TYW5, whose product is annotated as tRNA-yW synthesizing protein 5. Bases 99 to 1046 code for a protein of 315 amino acids. The transcript is spliced from 8 exons. Gene Ontology annotation, biological process: wybutosine biosynthetic process. Lineage: Eukaryota; Metazoa; Chordata; Mammalia; Carnivora; Felidae. The record is from RefSeq and is a predicted model, not a curated record. Gene Ontology annotation, molecular function: tRNA binding; 2-oxoglutarate-dependent dioxygenase activity.